AUGUCAGAUCUGGUAAACCGUCCUCGUUCGGAACUAACUCAAGAUGAACUUGCACAGUUAGAAGAGUUCGAGUUCAAGCAUGGUCCAAUGUCGUUGUUACAUGAUGCAAUGACCUCGCGGUCUCCCGUUAUUAUAUCACUAAGGAAUAAUCACAAAAUUAUCGCGCGCAUAAAGUCGUUCGAUAGACAUUGCAACAUGGUAUUAGAAAAUGUAAAAGAACUUUGGACAGAAAAAGAGGGCAAGAAACUUACGAAUAAGGAGCGUUUUAUUUCGAAGCUGUUUCUCAGGGGAGAUUCUGUGAUUGUGGUUUUGAAAGCGCCUCUAUAA
This is a messenger RNA of Eremothecium cymbalariae DBVPG#7215, 327 nucleotides long. It is a transcript of the gene SMD2, whose product is annotated as mRNA splicing protein SMD2. The transcript is spliced from 2 exons. The record is from RefSeq and is a predicted model, not a curated record. Lineage: Eukaryota; Fungi; Ascomycota; Saccharomycetes; Saccharomycetales; Saccharomycetaceae. Gene Ontology annotation, cellular component: U1 snRNP; U2 snRNP; U5 snRNP. Gene Ontology annotation, biological process: RNA splicing; spliceosomal snRNP assembly. Gene Ontology annotation, molecular function: RNA binding. Bases 1 to 327 code for a protein of 108 amino acids.